Bradysia coprophila is the source of this 7043-nucleotide messenger RNA. RefSeq names its product roundabout guidance receptor 1 (gene robo1). Gene Ontology annotation, molecular function: cell-cell adhesion mediator activity. Gene Ontology annotation, cellular component: plasma membrane; axon. The record is from RefSeq and is a predicted model, not a curated record. Gene Ontology annotation, biological process: axon guidance; homophilic cell-cell adhesion; dendrite self-avoidance. NCBI's taxonomy places the organism in Eukaryota, Metazoa, Arthropoda, Insecta, Diptera, Sciaridae.
AACAGACAUUUCACUAGCAGAGAGAGUAAACGUCAAUUGUUUUAGUUUCAUCUUACUAUUUUCCGGAUAAAUGGCCAUAAUCCGAACGAAACUAAUUUCAAAUAUAAUCACUUCAAGUUUACUUUAAUCGACUAAAAUCCCCAAUGUACACAACCCCUCUGUGCACCUCCGCAAAUGUGUUUUAGGUAUUACUCGAAUUCCGAGCACAAAAUUCAUGGCAGUCUGGAAUGGAGUUGAGCAGAAAACUUUAUAUAUCACCGAGGAAUUAUAAAAAAUCGAAAUUAAUUUGAAAAAGUUUAACAAAAGGAAGAGUUAAUUGUGUGCAUUAGUUGUGAUGAUUUAACAUUGGAAACGAUAAGAAAAUGCUGAAAAUUAGGCAAUUAAAUAAAAUAUGUGAAUGAAAACCACCGAAAUUAGCCUAAAUAUUGUAGUUUUAUCGUUGUUAAUACUGGUGAAUUAAAAAUUCAAAGAGAAACGAGGUAUAACAAAAAUAUAUAAAGAAGAAAAAGAAACAAUAAUGUGUUAAGUGUACAUAAUUUAACCGAGGUUUUCUUAAACCGCACCAGCCCAAACAAUUAAAAAAUAAAAUGGGCAAUGGAGCUACUAUGCUGAUUUCACUGUUAUUUUGGAUUGAUUUAUUUGUCUUCUCAAGCGCACAAUAUCGUAGUCCUCGCAUAACGGAACACCCUAGCGAUAUAACCGUACCGAAAAAUGAACCAGUGACACUCAACUGCAAAGCUGAAGGAAAACCAGAACCGACAAUAGAGUGGUUUAAAGAUGGUGAACCAGUAAAAACAAGUCCAAAUGAUAAUAAAUCGCACCGUGUGCUCUUACCAUCUGGUUCACUAUUCUUCCUUCGCACGGUGCACGGGAAAAAGGAACAGGAUGGCGGUGUUUACUGGUGCGAAGCGGCGAUCGGAAAAGUUAGAGUGGUCAGCCGCAAGGCAACGUUAAGCAUAGCAGUGCUUCGUGACGACUUUAGGUCGGAGCCAAAAGACACAAGGGUGGCUGCUGGAGAAACAGCAUUAUUAGAAUGUGGACCACCGAAGGGACAGCCAGAACCCACCAUAAGUUGGAAAAAGGAUGGUAUAAUUCUCAACAUUGAAGAGCAGAGGGCACAUAUUCAUAAUCCUUCGUCACGAAUGAGAAUAGUUGACGGUGGAAAUUUAUUAUUGAACGAUGUUCGCCCGCUGGAUGAAGGGCGAUAUCAAUGUGUGGUGCAAAAUGUGGUUGGAACGAGAGAAAGUUCGUCGGCAAAAUUAACCGUUCAAGUUAAACCGUUUUUUAAUAAGGAACCGGCUGACAUAACGGUGUUGGCAGGAAAAACUGUUCAAUUUCAUUGUUCGGUUGGCGGUGACCCCGUUCCACAAAUUUUAUGGAGAAAGGACGAUGGAAAUAUGCCAGUUGGGAGGGCUGACAUAAUGGAAGCAGAUAAAAGUUUGCUAAUAAAAAACGUGCAGCCAGCCGACGAGGGGAUUUACAUUUGUGAAGCACAUAAUAGCGUUGGUCAGAUAAGUACUAAGGCUCAACUUGUUGUGAAUACUCAACCUAGCUUCACAGUGAAACCACAAGAUCGGAAGAUUGGUUUGAAUGGUGUAGCAACAUUCGAUUGUGUAGCUCAGGGUGGCCCACCACCGUCUGUAUUUUGGAGCAAAGAAGGGUCGCAGAUGUUAAUGUUUCCGAAUAAUUCGUAUGGUCAUAUUCACGUGACCAGUUUGGGAACAUUACAAAUUCGCGGCGUACAAAAGGAAGACGCUGGCUAUUUUGUGUGUUCAGCGUUAAGUGUGGCUGGAUCAGCAACAAUAAGAGCGUUUCUGCAGGUAACGUCAAUAGACGACAUGCCUCCACCAAUUAUCGAACUUGGACCGUCCAACCAAACGCUUCCCGUUGGCAGUGUUUCAAUUCUACCGUGUAAAGCUACGGGCACACCCACUCCACGCGUACGCUGGUACAAAGACGGAAUGUUGCUACAAACCAGCGAACGUUUGGCUCACGUACAUAGCGGUUCAUUAAAAAUUGAUAAUUUGCAAAUCAGUGAUUCUGGCCACUACACCUGUACAGCCAGCUCGGAGAGUGGCGAAACUUCAUGGUCUGCAUCGUUAACUGUGGAGAAAAGCAGCUCACCGGUGCUGCAUCGAACGCCGGAUCCAAGCACAUUCUUAUCGCCGCCGGGUACACCAAAAAUCCUGAAUACGACUGAGAGUUCUGUUACAUUGACAUGGACAAAGGGGACCGAUCGACCUGGUGCCAGUCCGCUCAUUGGAUACACCGUUGAAUAUUUUAGCUCCGAUUUGCAAACUGGCUGGGUGGUUGCUGCCCAUCGUGUCCCCGGACAAACCAUAACGAUAAGCGAAUUAAAACCAGCCACCUCAUAUGUCUUCAUGGUGCGAGCGGAAAAUUCUCAUGGCAUAUCGGUUCCAUCAGCACUAUCUGCUGUUGUGAAAACUUUAGGUGCUGAGAAUGGAGUUGUACCACAAGCGGAAUUAGCAGCCGCUAGAGCCGUUCUUAGUGGGAAGAAAAUUUUAGAGCUAACAGAUGCAUUAGCCAUUAAUUCUACUUCAGUCAAACUUGAAUGGCAACUUCACGUGAGCAGUAGUGAAUUAUAUAUUGAGGGUUUGUAUGUACGUUUCCGGGAUCUAAGUGGCGGUUCGCAAAAGUACAACAUUCUCACCAUCAUGAAUCCGUUAACGAAACACUAUGCAGUGGCCAAUUUGAAAAAAUUCACGAAAUACGAAUUUUUCCUAGCACCAUUCUAUCGUAGUGUGGAAGGUCAGCCCAGCAACACAAAGCUGGUACAAACAUUCGAAGAUGUGCCUUCAUCACCACCGGACAAUGUGCAAAUUGGAAUGCUUAAUUUAACAGCUGGAUGGGUUCGAUGGUUGCCUCCACCGCCACAGCAUCAUAAUGGCAUUCUUCUUGGCUACAAAAUUCAAGUAAAGGCCGGAAAUACCAGUAAAGUCUUGGCUCAAAUGACACUCAAUGCAACCACAAUGUCGGUAAUGUUAAAUAAUUUAACUACUGGUGCGGUGUAUAACGUUAGAGUGGUAGCAUAUACUCGUGUUGGGGCUGGUCCGUAUUCGUUGCCGGUUUCGCUGGCAAUGGAUCCAACCCACCUUAUAACACCACCGCGUGCACAUCCAAGUGGUUCGGCAAGUGGAAUGGAUGAACACCAUCGACACCAGUCUCUCGUUCACGAGCCAUGGUUCAUGAUUUUGAUUGCAAUAAUGCUCUUAGUGGUGCUUUUCUCAACAGCUGCUGUAAUGCUUUUUUUCCGACGACGAAAUCAAAUUACUAAACAAAUCGGCCACCUCAGUGAUGCUGUUGUAAAUGCAAAUGAAAUAACUGCUUUAAAUAUAAAUGGAAAAGAAAGUUUAUGGAUCGAUAGGGGAUGGCAUGCUGCUGAUACGGAUAAAGAUUCUGGUUUGAGUGAAGCGAAAUUAUUGGGAAGUUCAAAUGUUCAAGCCAAUUAUACGGAUGGUGGAACUGAUUAUGCAGAAGUCGAUACAAGAAACUUGAGUUCGUUUUAUAAUUGUCGUAAAUCACCGGAUAAUCCAACGCCUUAUGCUACCACGAUGUUGAUUGGCAUUAACGGGAAUGAGAAUGGCUCGAAAUCGAGUACAGGACAUGAACCAGCCGCGUCUGGAACAACGACACCUAUAUCCGAAUCAACACAGCCAUACAGCGCUCAAAUGAAACAGACAAAACAAAUGGCCUAUCCACAAUAUCCACCAGUACCAACGAAUUGGGCAGAAUUCUUACCGCCACCACCUGGUCAUCCACCACCGAUUCCACAUAGCAAUUGCAAUCAGAGCCUCGGUAUUUGCUUUAAAACUGCCAAUCCUUUACCAUUGAGUGGAAAUCCACAACAGAAAGGGUCAUCGGUCAUUCCAAAUCAUCAAAACAUGAUGGCACCUUCAGAGCAUUCAGCGCACAGCGCUGGAUCAUCUUGCGGUAGCUUUGGUGGCUACUCACCGUGGGGCCCAGCACCGCAACAAUUCAUUUCAUUAGAGAAUUUCUAUAACAAUCCAGUGCAAUACGCUCCGAAUCAAAUUCAAUCGCAUCGAUGUCAAAAAACCCCUAGUCCUAGUCAACAUCAACAACCCACCGAAAUGUUAGCAUACUUUCCACCUGGACAGCAACGGAUUAACGUUCACUAUCCAACUAGUCAUUCGCAUUCAGACUAUCAGCCAUUCAAUGGUCAUCAUAAUUUGAAAUGCACUAGCGUAAGGAGCUGCGAUGCACUCAUAUCACCACAGCAAUCAAUUAUUCAUCCCGAAUGGUUUGAACUGCACAACAACUACAAACAGAAUCAACUGUACACAUGCUCUUCAGACUGUUCAAACAAUUCGAUAAAAUCGUGCACAAAGCAUUCUCGUCAUCAUCAGCACAACAACGACAAAUCGAAGACCACCAAUGACCGAUGCCAUCAGGAGGAUAUUUACGAAAAUGACGAGGACAGUGAGCGACAACAAAUCAUGACAUUUAAUUCCGACCAAGAUCAGCGCAGUGAAUGUUGCAGUUCAAGGGAUGGUGACGGAGACACUUGCUGUUCGUGCAGUGAAGGCUCGUUCUUAUAUACAGAGCCAAGUGAUCCGGCAGUGCAAAUACAACCGUUGAAAUUGGUGCAGGAAAUGAACAAUUACGAGUGAAUUGAUCUAUAGUUUUGUAGACGCACACAAAAAAUUGUCGACGUUCGGGUAAACCUUUCGACAUGACAAAUACGUAACUUUUUUUAGAAACGGCUAGUCAUCUGUUAUCGAUAGCAACGACAAAAAAGCGAUGACCUCCGGUUAAUAUUAGAAUGUUAGAACGAAUGAAAAUUAAUUUUCAUCAAACAUUAGAGGAUGGCGAUAUGCCUGCCGUUUCUAAAAUGAUAAUAGAUUUUAUAAGUAAUUUUACCGACAAUUUUUAGAUUGAUUUUUCAAUUUUGUAUUCAGAGCAUACAUUGUUACUUGUAACUGUUCGAGGUUGUUGCUCUUUGAUUUGCAUAUUAAUCCAGACACGAGGGAAAACCGAAGACAGUUAGACAUUGAUGACGUAAUGGAACUAAUUCUUCCUGAAAGUGAAGAACUGUGUCCAGAGUGUUCAGUUUCGUGUACUUUAAAACUGCAGUUUCGUUAUAUAGAUCAAUCUAUAGAAUAUAAAGCAAACAUGGACUGCACUGUACGAUAUGCUGCAGUUCUUCAGAAAAUCGAUUGCAGACCACAGUUUCUAAAAAAAAUACUGGGAACCGAGGCCAACAAACCUUUUAUAUGUAUACACAAUCAAUAUGGAAUCAAUCACAUUUUUCAAACCAUCACACAAAAUGUAGACUAAGUCGUUUUUUGCGGAAAAGCUUUACACCAACUAGAGAAAAUGGUCAAAUAUAUCGAUAAAAAAAUAAAGAAAAUUGUGAAUCUCUGAAUAAAAUAUCGAAAGCAGUCACAAUAAACUGAACUGUUUGCAAUAAUUUAAUUGAAAGACUGAUAUCAUGCAUACAUUUUUAUAAGCGACAUUUUGAUAGUUAAAACAAAAACAUCUCAACCUUUCAUUAACGGAUAAUUUUCUGAUAUCGACAGACAGUGAAAAAAUGAAGCGAAUAUCCUCCGGUUAAUAUGGUCUUAUAAGCUGAAAAUGAAGUAAAGUUAAUGUCAACCAAAUUUGUGUCUGGGUUUGCUUCAGUUUGUUUACUCUAUUUAUGGAAAUACGCUGCUUGUCUUAUAGGUCUUUAUGAGGGUUCAUAGUCACAGGGACGCGCGGAAUAAUGGCAAAACUGUAUAAGGACGCAUAAGCAGUGUGAUUGUGUGACUGGACCAGCUGAUAAUCAAUCUGAAGCAAACUUGGACACAAAUUUGGUUGACAUUGACUGUAAAACAUUUUGUAGCAAACACUAGGCUUAUGUUAAAGAAAAAAAGUGGCAGAAUUAAUGAUUAUAUCGCACAAUACGCUUGCCGUUUUUGAAAGGUCAAUAAAAAACGGACGAAAAACGAAAAAAAAAAAUGGAAAACCGAAACAAUAAAAUAAUUUUCAAAACUUUUGAUAAGAAAUUAAAAACCAAUAAACGUAAACGUAAAUUAGAGUUGAAGAGAGUUGUUGUUGCUUCGAACAAAAAUGUUAGUAAAACUUUGGUAGACCGCAGACUAAUUUGAUUAAAUUGCCAUUUGAAGCGCGUUGAAGUAUUUAAGUUCGACCUGUCCCAACAAAAAUAUAAACGUUUCCGAACAAAUCCUGUAUAAGUUUCUGUUCCUCAAUUUUGUUAUUAAAAUUACAAAAAAGAAACUUUCCAUUGCAAUGGUCUUGAUUGCAUUUUUGUCUUGUGUAGUGUGUAUACUAGGGUGUAGCGGUUUGACAAAACGUUUUUGUUAUUUAAGGCUCAGAAAUCCACUACAAACUAUUAUUUGGUGCUGCCGCCAGUCACGAUCUCAAAAACUAUUUUUGAGACUUCAUCGUUUUUGAUGAAUAAGCUCUGAAGUAUAGAGAAUCGAUUGCUAUGUGGAUUGUGGACCCAACUUUUAAUAUACACUGAAAAGAUCGUGCAAAUACCUACAACGACGAUAUUUUCAAAACCGAUCUGAAUGGAUUUCUGGAUGAGCCUUAAAAAAACUGAAAUAUUUUGUAAGACCGCUACACCGUAGUAUGAACCUUCAUGAAGUUUCAAAUAUUUCUUCUCCAUGUCUUCUAUCUUUAGGCGCUCGUCUAAAAUAGAUUUAAUUUGUGUCACAUCAUCUUGUUCGAUAUUCAACUAAAAUUUUCCAACGAACUUUCUGUUAAAAAAAAAUGUGUGAUCACUUCCAGGUCGAAUUUAACUAAUGUAGCGAAGUGUGUUGGGAAAGUUGGAAAAUGGAAAUUCCUAAAAUAUUUCACGGUCGAAUCUUAGUUACGCUAUUGCCAUAAUACUACUCACACUUAUAAAUACAAUAAGCAAUUUUAACAAUUAGAAAUUAUUACAUACGAGAUAUUAGAACAGUCGUGUGACCUAUUUUAAAGUAGACUUAAAAACUUUUCCCAUUGAUUUUGUAAACGAAAAGUGUAUAAUCUAGAAACUUCUUAAGUGUAAAAAAAAA